Messenger RNA from Nannospalax galili (Upper Galilee mountains blind mole rat), 2525 nucleotides. It is a transcript of the gene Lhx5, whose product is annotated as LIM homeobox 5. The record is from RefSeq and is a predicted model, not a curated record. NCBI's taxonomy places the organism in Eukaryota, Metazoa, Chordata, Mammalia, Rodentia, Spalacidae. Gene Ontology annotation, biological process: regulation of transcription by RNA polymerase II; neuron differentiation. Gene Ontology annotation, molecular function: DNA-binding transcription factor activity, RNA polymerase II-specific; RNA polymerase II transcription regulatory region sequence-specific DNA binding. Gene Ontology annotation, cellular component: nucleus. The coding region runs from base 582 to 1790 and encodes 402 amino acids. The transcript has 5 exons.
AACCAGGUUCAGGCAAAAUACUCAACAAUACUGAUGUCUUGUUUUUUUUGCUCUGUCCGGACCGCAACGCUGUAGCCAAUUUAGAUAUGCUAUAAAUUUAAGAGGUUGCCAUGGCCACGGCGCGCCCAUUGGCCGCCGGGCCCCCUACGUGCAGCACCACGUCACCAAAUCUGAAUAAGGAUGCGCGAAUUAGGCGGCGGCCAGACAAAGAUGAGGAUCUGGACCGCUUGAAAGUGGGGGAAAGUGCCGGCGCCUCCGCCAACCGGGAAAGCAGCUUGCCAGUACCGAAGCCAGCAGCCACCGGAGAUACCUGGGGGAGGUCGGAGCCAGCGCCAGGGUGCGCCACCCGUGGCAUGAGGCUGUGAACGCCACCGCCCUCCAUCCCACUCGGGGCAGUUCUGCGCCAGGCCAGAGAUUGUCCGGGGACUUGACCCGCUGAGUCUUGGUUGUUCCGGAUCGGACUCGCCCCGGCGGCGGCCCAAGACACGAGGCUGAGAGCAACUGCGGCGGGAACCGGGAGCCCAAAGGGCCCGGGGCCCAAAGGAAGGACCAGGCGGCCGGAGCCGCCAGGGUGCGCGGCUAUGAUGGUGCACUGUGCCGGCUGUGAGCGGCCCAUCCUCGAUCGCUUCCUACUGAACGUGCUGGACCGCGCAUGGCACAUCAAAUGUGUUCAGUGCUGCGAGUGCAAAACCAACCUCUCAGAGAAGUGUUUCUCUCGGGAAGGCAAGCUCUAUUGUAAAAACGACUUCUUCAGGCGUUUUGGCACAAAGUGCGCAGGGUGCGCACAAGGCAUCUCGCCCAGCGACCUGGUGCGCAAGGCCCGAAGCAAAGUCUUCCACCUCAACUGCUUCACCUGCAUGGUGUGCAACAAGCAGCUGUCCACAGGGGAAGAGCUUUACGUCAUUGACGAGAACAAGUUCGUGUGCAAGGAGGACUACUUGAGCUCCUCCAGCCUCAAGGAGGGCAGCCUCAACUCAGUGUCAUCCUGUACAGACCGCAGUUUGUCCCCGGACCUUCAGGACCCGCUGCAGGACGACCCCAAGGAGACCGACAACUCCACUUCAUCGGACAAGGAGACGGCCAACACCGAGAACGAGGAACAGAAUUCCGGCACCAAGCGGCGCGGCCCGCGCACCACCAUCAAAGCCAAGCAGCUGGAGACGCUCAAGGCAGCCUUCGCCGCUACACCCAAGCCCACGCGCCACAUCCGCGAGCAGCUGGCGCAGGAGACAGGCCUCAACAUGCGGGUCAUUCAGGUGUGGUUUCAGAAUCGACGGUCCAAAGAACGACGGAUGAAACAGCUGAGCGCGCUGGGCGCCCGGAGACACGCCUUCUUCCGGAGUCCGCGGCGCAUGCGUCCGCUGGGCGGCCGCUUGGACGAGUCUGAGAUGUUGGGGUCCACCCCGUACACUUACUAUGGAGACUACCAAAGCGACUACUACGCUCCGGGAGGCAACUACGACUUCUUCACGCACGGCCCGCCGUCGCAGGCGCAGUCCCCGGCCGAUUCGAGCUUCCUGACCGCGUCAGGGCCCGGCUCCACACCACUGGGCGCCCUGGAACCGCCGCUGGCCGGCCCGCACAGCGCGGACAACCCCAGGUUCACCGACAUGAUCUCGCAUCCGGACACGCCGAGCCCAGAGCCGGGCCUGCCGGGUGCGCUGCAUCCCAUGCCAGGGGAAGUGUUUAGCGGAGGGCCCAGCCCGCCCUUCCCGAUGAGCGGCACCAGUGGCUACAGCGGACCCCUGUCACACCCCAACCCCGAGCUCAACGAGGCGGCCGUGUGGUAAGGCCGAGGGACCGGGCCACCCCCCUGCGAUCGUGCCCGGGGGGGCCGCAGCCUCUCCCAACCAAAACGCAAGAUUCGACUCGGCCACUGUCUGGGUCACCCUCAGGGGUCCUCUCUCGGGUCCGCACCCAUUGGGCAGCAAGCUGCUCCUCAGCUGGGCACCGACCCGCGUCUCCACCCCCCAGAGCUUCAGCCCGUAGCCUGCGCUCUCCCUGCAGCCGUGAGCAAUUUCUUGGGACCAAAGUCAAUAUUCUGGAAGGUCGAGAUUCCAAACACGACCUGGACUCCCCCGGACCCCCACCCACUAUCAUCUCUGUGAACCAAGAGAGGGCCGAGGCCAAAAGGCGGCAAUCAUGGCUCUACCCGUCUCUGCGAACCAAGGUGUGUGUAAUCUUAUUUCUCACUUUCUUCAUCUUAAAAAAAAAGAUAAGAAAGAGAGAAAGCGAUUGAAAGAGAGAAGAGAUGGGGAAAGCCUCAGCCAGAAAAGAUGGAGAAAAGACCGCUGGUGAAUGAGGGCCUCGCUGGAAGACAAAUCCACCUGCGAGUUGGCGCCCUCUGGUGUCCAAUCUUGAGGCUCAAGGUCAGUUUUCCUAGGAAGCAGGACAGUCAGGACAGAAGGGGCCAGCUCCCUGAUCUUCCAUACUUUGACAUUAAUUUUGAGCCCAGGCCCAAGUAGCUGAGCUCUUGCCCGUAGACCACCCUCCCUGCCCGGGGCCUGGAGGCUGGGCCGUCAGGA